Messenger RNA from Brassica rapa (field mustard), 8568 nucleotides. Its product is annotated as protein PLANT CADMIUM RESISTANCE 2. NCBI's taxonomy places the organism in Eukaryota, Viridiplantae, Streptophyta, Magnoliopsida, Brassicales, Brassicaceae. The record is from RefSeq and is a predicted model, not a curated record.
GUUUUGGAUUUUCUUGGUCAUUUCUGAGUUUUCUGUCUAAACGAAUUAAAUUCCAUACUAUAAUAAGAAGCAUUCGUAAUGAAUUUUAAAAUUAAACUUUUGCAAACCUUUUAAGUCAUUGUUCAAUUACUUUUUUUUGUUAAGAUAAGGUUUUACAAUAAGUUGUUGACAAACUGUAAAACCUAAGGUAAUUGGUUCCACGGCAAAAAAGGUAAAAACCGUGGAAGCAAACGACAAUCGGUAAAACCUAAAACUUCAACUUGUAAGCAUCGGUAGAGAGUGAUAGCGAUAAACGAGCAAAUUUCUAUCUAAGGGUAACAUGAGAGAGCAGCAAGGAAAAGAUAUGCACAACCGCAAAGAAGGCAAAAGGAAUUUGUUUCAUCUGGAAGCAAUAGCGAAGUUCCUUUUGGGGACAAAACACCAAGACAACACAAACUAACAGAACUUAAUACCAGGAGCUCAAUCGCGAAAUCGAGCCACAUCUCCACUCCCAAAUACUAACUAUCAGUGCUUAAUAGCAGGGCUCGCACCAACACAAGCCGCAUCUCCACCUCCAAAACCAGAUCAAAGGGAGCUUAAUAGCAGAAGCUCACUCACAAAGACAAGCCGCAUCUUCCUUUUGAAGCCUUACUACCUCCUCCAAAAGCUAAGCAAAGCGGUAAGCAAAACCAAAACCAAGAGGUCCCCAAAGUCCGCAAAGCUGAACCGAGAAUACUCCAUAUAUGAACAAAAAGCGGGUUCAAAAACGCUGCUGCAUCGAGAGACCUAAGGACACAUCAACCUUCACAAAGGAUAAUAGAGAGCUACUACCAACGGUUGCCAAGCGACCACACCGGUGGCACUGGGAUGCAGCAACUCCAAAACAGUGGAGCCAACGAAGAGAAAGCAACAGACCCAACAAACUAGUCUCUAAGCCACUGCCGCCUUUGAGAACCAAAGAGCUGUUUCACAAAGCAAAGCUGAGCACCGAACCCUAAAAACCGACCAUUGACUCAACAGUCACCACUCUUGACUCGCCUUGACACCAAAACGGAGGAAGAGACCACAGAUCUACACCAUCCCGAGCUGGAGGAGAUGCCGGAGAGCUUCACACGCCCAGAACCAGAGACAUAUCGAAGAGAGAAGGUGAAAGGCAAGACAAUAGCAAAGAGAACAAGAGGAAGGGUAAGAAGGAGCGCCUCUGGCACCGCCGACACCAAAGCAAGACGAAACGGAGGUUUGGGGGCUGGAGAGAAAAAGAUUGGAGGAGAGAGAAAAGCUUGUUCAUUCACUUCAAUUACAUUAUGUUUUUAACCAAUUCACUUCAAUUACAUUAAUUUUGAGUUUUUUUUUCAGGUUAGUAAAGUGGUAUUAACUAGGGGUGGGAAAAAUAACCGAACCGAACUGAAUGAAACCGAACCAACUGAACCGAAAUCAAUUCAAACCAAACUAAAGUCUAUUUCAAACCAUUCAGUUGAAGAUUUUCUCAACUCGAAUGGUUCGGUACGGUUUAAAACCGUACCGAACCGAGAAACCGAUGUGUUUUGUAAUUAUUUAAAUUAAAAAUAUUAGUAAUACCAAUAUACUAAAAUUUUAAUACUAAACCACGUAUUUUCUAUUUUUAUUCAUUAACAUAUAUUCUUCUAACCUAAUAUGUAAUCAUCAAACUAUUUGAUUUAAAAUAUUUCAUUCAUUCUAGGCUUUUUAAUUUUAAUGAUAUAAGAGACAUUACUAAUGAUGUCAUUGUUGUUUUUUUUACUUUAGUUAACUUUCAUUUGUUUUAAUACUUAUAUGCACUUUAGUGACUUUUUAAAGGUUUUUGUUUCAGUUUUAUAUUGAAUUUAGUUCACAUCGUUUAUGUUUAUAAAACAUAAUUUCUCUUCGAAAAGUUAAACUAAGAAGAAUCUACUUAAACCGAUUCAAAAAAAAAAACCGAACUGAAUACAAACCAUAUCGAAUAUAAACCGAACCAAACUAACUAUGGUUUACUUCAGUUGGAAAUAUAGUAGAACCAAACUAACCAAACCGAAUCGAAUCGAAAAAAUAACCGAAAUGCCCACCCCUAGUAUUAACUUCGAACAUAUAGAAAGAAAGUCUACUAUGGUUAAAACUUUAAGUUGAGCCGUUUAUAACAGUGGUCGCUCUAGUGGUAAAGGGCUUACAGCUGUGAGUACCGCCACCUGAGUUCGAAUCCCGGCCACUGGGAAAUUAACAUUUCGGUAUCGUCAGGGACAGAGGACCGACACGUGGCAACACGUGACUAGUCUGGAUCACUUCUGUGGAGCCAGGAUACCUCUGUAUAAUUCAAAAAAAAAAAAACAGUGGUCGGUAGAUCCGCAAAAUUUAAUUUGAAGUUUCAUUCUCAAAUCUUAUAUGGCGGCUCAAUAAGCUCCACCAAAGACUUUAAAGUAUAUCAAAAGCAAAAGUCCACUUGAAAUAUUAUCAAAUAAAUAACAUCUUACAUACAUGGCGGGUCCUAUAUCUUACUGGAACAUCUUACGUUUACUGAUUUCAGGUUUUGCCCCUCUUCAAUCUUGUAUAUACUCAUACAUAAACAGAAUAAACUAUCAUUAUGCAAUGUUAUUUUAGUUUCCAUGAUUAAUUUUACCUUUUUAUUCUACAUAAGUAUUUAUUUUCCACAUUAUAACAAAUUGAAGCCUUUAUAUUUAUAUUGUCUGAAUGCUGGCGCGACUUCAUCAAUAUCCUCCCGGCUCCACUGAUCAUGUUGUUAUUACUUACUGAUAGACAUAAAAGGUGGCCAAUGAGCUAGUAUAUGGUCCAUGUUUAAUAAUGAUACAUACCAUUGGUGGCCUAUAAGAUUAAUGAUACAUACAUCCACUUGAUUAUCCAACUGAAACAUAAAAGUUGUAUGGCUAAUAAAUUCAACCCGUCUACUUGUAAUUCAUCAAUGCCCAUUGAUAGGAAGAAAAACAAUACACAAGGUUUAACAUGUUAGCUUAAUUAGUGUUCUAAUAUUCUCUCUCUAUAUAUAUUCUCCUACUUUAGUAAUAUACAGAUAUUAAAAAUAUAUAUAGAUAAAUUGUCUGACACUAGUUUGCAAAAUGAUUGACGGGGACCUGGAAAUAAAGAUAUUGGGUCAAAGAUAUGAAAAUAGAAAUAGUCACUUGUGUGCCAUCAGACAUCUUCUAUAUGAUCCGGUCGUGAUUUCCAACUAGAGAGAAUAUUGAAACCGUCGACGUGAAUUAUUCAUUCGUAAUAACAUUUUGGAGCAAAAACUUUCAUGAGUUUUUUUUUUUUCAAAAAGGGCUUAACUUUCAUGAGUUCUCCCACAUAGUUUUUUUUUUCUUUCUAAAAUUCCCCAAUUUUGAUAUUUUAGAGUCAUGCAUGCAGGAUUUCUUAACACAUGGAUAAUGUAGUAAAUAACUAAAGCCUAUCUACCAUAUUGAUAUUUCAUGUGGAUAUCUAUAGAAAAGAGAGAGAGAAUUAGGUUUAUUUUUAUUUUCCAAAAAAAUAGUUUAUAACUAUCAACUUUUCUAUCACUCUGAAAUAGUAAAACAUACUUAAAUAAAUUAGAAAAGUCUUCUGAUUAAUUUCUUUUUCCCCAAUGAUACAGACUGUUUGGUUUAAAGACUUUACAUAUUCAUAGUCAUAGUUAUCAUUUCUAGCUCCAUGUAUCUAAAUCUAAAAUGAUUUUUUCUGUUAGAGUUGAUUGUUUUUAUAAAAAGAUAUUAUAUAUUUUAAUAAAAUGAGUAGAGUUUCAAAGAAGUGCCGUCAUAGAAAUGAUUAAAAACAGUGUUAUAUGUGUGUGUCAUCAAUCAUCAUCAUCCAUUUUAAAUAAAAUGGAUUCCUUAAAACAAAACCUUAGAAAAAAGGGUAAUUAAAGUCAAGAAGAUAUUAAGUAAUCGCGAUGGCUAUAUACUUUCAUUUUAACAAAUAUAACUUAUUAUAAUUUGAAAUAGUCGAGGUUAAUCCUGACGAGUUAAAAAGAUAAUGAACUCUAGUGUCCUUAUAAAUACAAGCAUCAUCCUUCGUUUUUUAUCAAGAUAUUAAACAUAUUUUUCGUUACAAUCUAUCUCUCUCUCUCUCUCUCUCUUUCGUGAUGGAAGCUAAACACCUUCAUGGCCAGCCUCAAGCUGAAGGAGAAUGGUCCACAGGCUUCUGUGAUUGCUUCUCCGACUGCGGAAACUGUUGUAUCACAUGCUGGUGUCCAUGUAUUACAUUUGGCCAAGUCGCUGAGAUUGUUGAUCAAGGAUCAACCACGUGUGGUACGGCUGGAGCACUAUACACGUUGAUAAGUUUUUUCACGGGUUGCGGAUGUCUCUACUCGUGUUUCUAUCGUGGAAAGAUGAGAGCUCAAUACAAUAUUGGAGGCAAUGAUUGUGGAGAUUGCCUUAAACAUUUCUUCUGUGAACUCUGUGCUCUCACUCAACAAUACCGUGAACUCAAGAACCGUGGCUACGAUAUGAAACUUGGUAUUGAUUUCUUUAUACCUGAAUUUUUCUUUUUCACUUUGUAUAGUAAUCUCAAAACAUUCACAUUCAUUACAUUAAUGUGGUAUUUUAGGAUGGGCCGGGAACGCACAGUUGCAACAGAACCAAGGCGUGGCGAUGGGUGCUCCAGUCUUCCAAGGCGGCAUGACCCGCUAAGACUCAUUCCUUUACAUUAUUUAGUCAUAUUAUAAAGUGAGGUCUAAUCUUCCGUGUGGAUUUGUGUAAUAUGCUUGUUAUGAUUUAUGAAAAUGAUUGUAUAUGUUUGUAUAAUACUCGGUCAAAGAUAUGUUACUUGGACUAACAUGUCAUUAUACGUCUGUGAUUUGGUUUGGUCGAGAAUGUAAUUGUGAGGUUGAAUAGUCUACAAAAAAAUUGCUUUUUUCUUUCAAAAUUUAUAGAUUUGUUUAUAGCUGUCGUUGAUAUUACCGUUCACUUUCUCCUUCAACAUAGGAAAGGCAAGUUAACAUCCAAGAAUUAUUGGGUACGCACCAAUUUAUUCGGAUUUGGUUUAAGUGAUUUGGUUUGGUUCGAUUUGAUUUGAUCAGUGAUUGAUUCUGAUGUAUUUAACUCGGAGAUGUGUAGAAUUUGAUAAAAUCUAUUCUAUUAAAAAGGAAGCAGUUUUGAAAAAUCUACUUAUAAAAGUUGUUGGACCCCUUCUUUAAUAAUAUGUUUUAUUUAAUAUUUAUUUUAAUCAAUCAAAAUAUAUACUCCUAAUUAUAAGGAACAUUAUGUUAGUCCAAAAAGGAACAUUAUGUUAAUUAUUUUUAUUAAUAAUUAUUAACCAAUUUAAAAGAAACACUACAACCAAUCAAUAAUUAAUCUGAUACUAAAUGGGAUCUUACGAAACUAAUCGAUUUUUAUUAUAAUAUAUACACUGUAUAUGAAUUAUAUUAUUUCUUAGAGUUCAACGAAAGAAGUACUAUCACGAUGCACAUAGUAUAUUAUAUGUUUGAGCAACAUAACUAUAUAUACUUUUUACUACAACAUAAUUAUUUAUGCUUUUACCUUGCUUUUGUUUUUUGAUAUGGUAUAUAAAUAAAAUAAUUAUUAUGCUACUACGAUAUUUGCAAAGAUUAAUUAUUUUGUUUGCCUAAAUAAAACAUAAUUACUUUUUUUUUUAACUUUAGAACUAUUUCUUUUCAAAGAUUACUAUAGCUAGAAUAGAUAUUUGCAUAACGUGAAUAAACCAAUUCCAAUAUAUUUUUUUGGACACAAAAAAAAUUUCAAUAUAUUCACUAUUGUGAGUAUAUAUAAUAUUAUGAUGGGAUGAUACUUUUACUAAUUUCCUAUGUAUAAUUUAUUUAUGCUAAAAUAAUCAUAUUAUAUAGUACGAUAUGAAUAUAUUUUUAAAACAAUAAAAUAAUUAAUUUAAUUUUGAAAAAAUAGUUUUUUACGGGUUUUAAAUUAUAUAUUUUUUUAAAAACCAUACCCAAUUACAUAUUAGAUUACUUGGUUUAUCGGUUAGACUUCUGGUAAUCAUUUUAAAUAUAUAGUAAUAGAAGAUUAAAAAAUAUUAUUAUUUAAUAUAAGUUUAAAAACUAUAUUAAAAACAGUAUAAAUCUAUACUAUUAAAUUAGCUAGAAUAUAUAAAUUAAUCUCAAGUCUUACCAAUUUAACAAAUGUAACUAUUAUAAAAUGCAAACAAAAUAUAAUCAGAAAUAGAAUAAGCAUGGCCAUCGAAUUUUCGGGUUGGUACAGAUCGGUUCAUUUCGAGUUUGAGUCCUUCAGAUCUUAGACAUUUGAACAUAAUUAGGUAUUUGAUUUUGUUGGUUUGAGUUUAGAUUGUUCCUUUUAUGUUUGUAUCCAUAAUUCAAAUACCUGUAAAAUACCUGUAUUUUUAAUAACAAGUCCAGAUCAGUUCGAAUAUUUAAUACUCGAAAAAGAUUUGAAAUACCCAAAAAUCCAAAAAAUAUGCGAAAACUCAAAAAAUACAUGAUAUAAAAACGUACCCGAAAACUCAAACGAAUACCCAAAAAUAUGUCAUAUCAUACAACUUUGUAAUAUAAUAAUUUACAACAAUUACAAAAUACUAUUUCCUAUCAAAAUUUAUUUAUAAUCCAAAAUAACCCGCGCUUUCAAAGCGCGGGUCAAAAUCUAGUAUUAUAAUUAAAAUGUGAUUAAGAUUGAGAAGUAAGAUCUGAAUUAAUUUUACACUUAUUCAAGAUGAAUGAUAUAGUGUGUAGUAUCUAUCUAUAUUAUUAAAACAUAAAUUAUGACUUUUUCAUGUGAUAUUUAAAAAUAGACCAUCCUCUAUAAUCCUCUAUAAUGUUUAUCAAAUUUUACAUAAUUUAAUCAUCAUAUCUUUUAAUAUCUUUAUCUUUUAUUUAAAAUAGAAAUAAAUAUUGUUUAAGAAAAAUCAAAGAAAAUCUUAUUCAGAAUCAUUUUAAAUUUUAUUUUUGAAAAUCAAUUAAUUUAAAUUUUAACUAUCAGAAAAUAUAACUAUAAUUUCAAAUUAGAUUUAUUUUUGUUUAAUGAACAAAAAUUAAAAUAAUAUAAAAUAUUUUAACUAUAUUUUAAUGAUAAUAAAAAUUUAAAUUAAUUGUCAGAACUACAUUUUAUAAAGAUCUUAAAAAAGAUUUUGUUAGAAAUAAUCAAAUAAAUAUCCAUUCAUAUUUCAAGUUUGUGUAUUUCAAGUAAUUUUUCAAAUAAGAUUUCUACUACAAAAUUGUUUUGCAUGUACAAUAUAUUAUAGUUUCUUUACAAAAAUAUAUUUUUUGUUGUUUUUAACAAUAUCUCACAACAUUUCUUCUCUAUUAUGUAGGUCCAAAUUUAGUUUAACUUCCAUAUUACAUUUCAAACUAAGAAAAAAAUUAAAAUUAUGUAAAAUAGUAUUGUUACAUAAUAAUGUUCUCAAAAUAAAUUUUGUUACAAAAAUAUAUAGUAACAACAGUAUAAGCCAUUUAAAUGUAGGCAUUAUAGAGUUAUAUAAUACAUAUAAAUCACAUUAAUUUAGUGAUAGAUUUUAUUAUAUAAACUAAAAUAUUUUAGUAUAAGAAGAGAAGUUCCGCACGGAUGUGCGGGUCAAGAUCUAGUUAAAUUUUAUAAUUGAAAACAUUCCCUCCUUUUAUCUAUUUUCGAAAAACAAUUAAUUACACCUACAUGUGCCAUUUAAUGUACAAAAAAAUAAUAAUUAAACACAAUGUUGAUUUUACAAAAUGAAAUAUGUUGCAUGCAUCACAUGUUGGUGCCCAAUCGUUAAUAUUAGAUUCAGAUUUAUUAUGAGAUUCUAACUUAAAACCAAUUGGCGAUUAGUGGAUUGACCUUAUUCUUUAUGUAUUAUUUAAUAUCCCUUAGAAUUUUCGAUGUGGGAUAUAUAUCCAUAAUACCUCUCACCGAAAUGAUGGCUCCUAUCAGUCAUAAAAUUUCGGAACCUUAGGACAUUUAUACUCGGUCAAACGAGUUUAACACGGUCUUUAUACCCGGUCGGAAGGGUUAAUCACGAUCUUUAUACCCGGUACCUGGAAAGGUAAAUAUUAAUUAGGAGUUUAGGUAUUUAAAAUUUGGACUCUGAUACCAUGUUAAAUUCAUGUUUAUUAUGGGCUUUAAACUUAAAACCAAUUGGCGAUUAGUGGAUUGAUCUUAGCAUUUGAUAUAUUAUUUAAUGUUCAUUAGAAUUUUCGAUGUGGGAUAUAUAUCCUAAUAAUUAACUACCUUUCGCCAAAUAGAAAUAACUAUUGAUCGCGAGUCCACCUGUAAAUGAUCUAGACACAUUCCAUUGUGAGAUAAGAUUCCACCGGUAAAUGAUCUAGACACAUUCCAUAGUGAGAGGGUUCUUUCAAGUUAUUCUAAAUGUGAGAUAUAGCAAUAAGUAAUAGCGGUUUGAAAACGCAGCGUUAAAGUUGGAGCCUUCUAUGCGUGUAUAAGCACAGUAACAUGAUGUAUCUACUCAUAUUUGUACAGAGACAAAAUGAGAGCUCAAUACAAUCUUCGUGGUGGUGAUUUCGGAGAUUCGUGUAGACAUCUUUAUGCAAGGUAUGCGGCAGGCGCUUUAACUCAAGAAUACCGCGACCGCAGGAUCAGUAUAUCUUGUGGUAUGUAUUUUGCUCUUUCAUGACCCUUUUUUAAUGCAUGCAUUUUUUACAUAGAAGUGUAAGAGGUUUAAAUUUUUGAUGCAAGCUUGGCUCCAGUAUUUUCAGAA